This is a messenger RNA of Rotaria socialis, 3763 nucleotides long. NCBI's taxonomy places the organism in Eukaryota, Metazoa, Rotifera, Eurotatoria, Philodinida, Philodinidae. The record is from the annotation of a GenBank genome assembly.
UUAGGUUUAGUCUUGUAUAGAGAAUGAUUCGAAAGAUUCUAUUAUCUGAACUAACGCAUGUUAUUAUAUUGUAGGAAUUUGCUACUCAUUGAAUAGCACCAAACGAAAAAAAACGUAUAGAAUAUUUUUAAAAUUUAACCUGCAUAGAAGAAGAAAAUUGAAGAAUGAUUCAUAUCGUCAGAGUAUAGCUCAUAAAGGAAAACAUCCUAUUGAUUAUACAUUUACCUUAACCUUGUAAUUAAAGCGAUAUUGAGAAUUUUAUAUACUUUACCGUCACUUUAAAAUUCAUUAUCUAUCUGUUGAAUUUAUAAAAUGAAAAAAAGAUCAAAACUAUGUAAUCGACUAUAUGGAUAGUGUGUGGACAGACAAUAAAGCUUUUCGUUUUGUAAAUAAAUUUCGAAAAACAAAAUUUGUAUAAAUCAACUUAAAACUACAAUGAGCAUUAGUUACAUAUAUGAAGUUGAAUAGAUAGAUAGAGAAAUUUAGUGAGAAUAACUCAUACAAGUAAAAGCAUCAGACAACUAAGCAUUUUUAAUGAAUACGAAUCAUUCAUUAUGUUAACUGAUAUAGUUGAAUUAGAACUCACAUAAAUACUUACAAAUGGCAAGUGCUGAGCGUAUUCAAGCGUGUUAUUUUCCUUUUUCACAUAACUAGUUUUCUGUCUAUUUAUAAUUUAAAUAGAUACUUUUAUUUGUUUUUAAGUUAACAUAAUUAGAAAUAUAACCAGACCAUAUUUUAUUUAAAAGAAAUCGUAUUUCGCUCGAAAAUAUCGAAGAACUUUAUUAAAUGUACACAAUUAUCAUAUUGAUGACACAAAACAAAAGAAUCUUUCAUAUUGAACAUUUCUGUUGAAAAUAUGAAAUUAACGAUAUAUUUUGCAGUUCUGUACAUAUCUAAACAGAAUAGUAAUUUUAUUUCGUUACUUUUUUUUCCUUCUUUUCCUGUAAAUCAUCUGGAAUUAAUCGAUUCUGAUUCAGUGUCAAACAUCAUUAAUAAACAGGUCUUUAAGAUAUAUGUAUUUGUGUUUCUGCAAUGAAUCUGGACCAGAUUUAUUGAGAAUUGGGAGGGAUUUUCUUAUAAAGAAUAUUUUAGUAGAAAGACAUUUUUCUUGGAUCUUUUUUCUCUUUGAAUAGUUGAAUUCGGUUGAAGUCUUUUAACUUUUGGAGAGUCUUCUUCAAUUUCUAUUAAGAUCUGUAUUCAUCUCAACUUAAUAUUAUAGUCUAAAAAUUUUGACAGGCAUGAUUUUUCAUCAUUAUAGAUUCAGAUAGAACUUGAAAUUUUCUAUUGUCUUAUAUUUAUCCAUAUAGUGAAUAUGUUGAAGAAUAAUUUGCGAGUGUUACGUUUGUAUAGUCUCCUGAAUAUAGUAUAAGAAAAAGUGUCUUCGAAAGCGUACAUGCCGAUAUAAUAUUUAAAUAUAUUCUUCAGGAAUACAAAAUAGUUAAUAAUAUAUAUCUAUAUGAGAUGAUAGAAAACUCUCGAAAAUGUCUUCAUUGCCAUUGCAUUCAAUUUAUUUUCUUUUGUUCUACUCAUUGUAGACUUAUCACCGCCAUAAAAGAACUUUCUUUCUAUAGAAUAAUCUUCCAAUAUAGAAAAAACUUGUUCUGGCGGGGGAAUUUUCUUGAAUUUCUAAAAAAAAGGUAAUCUAUUCAAAGUAUUUUGCUCGAUACUUUCACAAUUAUUUCAUAUAAUAGCUAUACUCGAGAGAGUCAGAGAUCUCAUUUGAUUUUAUGUUUUCUCUUCCAAUAAAUAUUCCUGCUAAUGUCACAUAAUAAUUUUUCUAAACUGUAAACUAGAAAAUAAUUUAAAGAUUUAAAAAUACUUUCGUCAUAGGAAAAGACUCAAAAUCUGAUACUCAAGUUUAAAGAUAAAAAUACUACGUAAUAAUUGAUAAUAUAUCUGUGCCAAGAAGUACGUCAAUCAUGAGGGACUAGAUUAAAUAGGGGGUUAUAGAAACCACCGGACUUCAACUUAUAAGUCACAGAGCUAAUGAACAUAUUGCAGUGACGUAAUUAAGUUUACAUUACUAAUAUACAUCCUUGUAUGUGACUAACACAGAGAUGCAUGCUGAACAGUACAUAAUCUUUUCUCUCUCGCUAUUAUAUAAGCUCACGAUAUAUUGGAAGAAACGGGCAGUAUUAUAAGUCAGAGAGUAGUUAAAAUUUGAGUUGUUCGAAGAAAUAGUUUAUUAGAAUGUAAAUAGUUAGGCUUGACUUGUAUUGAGAAACAUGCGCACAUAUUAUUAUCAGCCCAAUAUUGCUAUCUUGUUUUAUUGUAAACUCAUUAUUGAAUAAAUUAUUAUAAGUUGGUAUUGUCCAAAAAUUCUUGCUUAUUUUUAAAUAAUAAUAAAAAUAUUUAUUUUACAUUUCGAUGAGUCCGGCAAAUUAUUUAUGCCAAUAAAAUGAUUAGAAAAUCGAUUCAAUUUUCAUUAGUAUUCUUGGUUGUACUACUUACAAGAGUUUCGAUUAAUUAUCUCGAUACACCCACACCCUCAAGAUAUGCUCUUUGCAUGUCAUUUUUUUUGAUCGUUUAAUAUGUUCUACUUUCACAAAAGAAAAAAUAAAUAAAUAGAGUUCAACACUUGAAACUCCGAUUGAAUGACUUUUUAAUGUCUGCUUGGGUUAACUAGAUUUAAUUAUUUAAGUUUGAUUUUGUACAAAAAUAUAGAAUUUAAAUACGCUUGAGUGAGAGAACAAUAUGAUAUAUGUGUAAUUCAUUCUAUAGAAUAAUCUUCCAGUAUAGAAAAAAAGAAUGAUCUAUUCAAAGAAUUUUGCUCGAUACUUUCGAAGUUAUUUCAUAUACUAGCGAUACUCGAGAAAGAGAGAUAUCUCCUUUUAUUCUUACUCUUUCUCUUCUAGUUAACAUUUCUGCUAAUGCCACGUGGACACAGAACGGAGUGACUAUUGCUGGAGGUCACGGGGGUGGGAAUGCCACUAAUCAACUCAACAGCCCUGAAGGUCUUUUCGUUGAUGAUGAUCAAGCAGUGGUUAUUGUUGACAACAAGAAUCAUCGUAUCAUGCAAUGGAAGAACGGUAAUACAACGAAUGGGCAAGUUGCUGCUGGUGGGAACGGCGCAGGAAAUGGAUUGCAUCAAUUGAAUGAUCCAACUGAUGUAUUAAUUGACAAAGAGACGGAUAGUCUCAUUAUUUGUGAUCAUGGAAAUCGACGAGUUGUACGAUGGUCUCGCCGUAGUGGUACAACACAAGGUGAAAUACUCAUCGGCAACAUCUAUUGUCAUGGAGUAGCUAUGGAUGAUCAGAGAUAUCUCUACGUCUCUGACCGCGGAAGAGGUGAAGUAAGACGAUAUCAAUUGGGUGAAAAUAAUGGUACUCUCGUAGCUGGUGGCAAUGGCAGAGGUGAUGGUCUUAAUCAACUCAAGUUUCCGACAUAUCUCUUUGUUGAUCGACAACAAAAUGUCUACGUAUCAGACCACGAGAAUCAUCGUGUAAUGAAAUGGAAUAAAGGCGCACAAGAAGGUAUUGUGGUCGCUGGAGGGCAAGGCGCAGGGAGUGCUCUGACACAAUUGUCUAAUCCUGAAGGAAUCUUCGUUGAUACAUUGGGUACACUCUAUGUAGCAGACAUGUGGAAUCAUCGUGUAAUGCGUUGGACUCAAGGAGACAAGAAACAAGGCACUGUAAUUGUGGGUGGAAAUGGCGGAGGACCAAAUCAGUUCUACUACCCCAUUGGUUUGUCUUUCGAUCGACAAGGUAAUCUCUAUGUCGCCGAUAUGGGUAAUCACCGUGUUCAACGAUUUUCCAUUGAAUAA